AUGGAAAUUGACCCUGAGCUCUACGGAUUGCGAAGGUCCCAACGUACAUCACAACGCAGUUUAAGUUACAGAGUACCAUCAACAUCUUCAGAAGAAGAAGAUUCAGAUUCCGACUUAGAAUUGUCAAACCCAAGAAAAAGAAAAAAGGGAAACGUCAGUAAAAAGACAUUUCCAACCAAAAAAUCCAGAUUGAGAAGAUCCAAUGAUGAACAUUGGGAUGGGUCUGGAUCAAACGAUGAAAGCGGUUUUGACUCAUCUUCUCAGUUGAGCAAAUCAAGCGCAUCCUCUCCUGAUUCUAUAUCAGAUAACGAAUGGCCAAGCAAAACAACGUCGUCUAAACAGAAGAAAAAGAAUUCUUUCAACGCUAAAGACUUCGUUGAGAAUCGUUACUCUCGACGUACUCGUACAGUGACGACCUAUAACGAAGAAGAACUUGACAAACAACUGGGAUUAGAGGCCGAUGACUACGAUUUUCAAUAUGAAGAAUAUUAUCAACCCGAAGAAGAAGAGAAUACAAUAGAGAGUAUACAUGAUAUCAGGAGAACUGAAGGAAAGGAACCCCUUGACAUGCAAGAUCCGAAGUUGAAUAUGGAAUUCUUAAUUAAAUGGAAAGGGUGGAGUCAUAUGCACAAUACAUGGGAAACAUACGAAAAUCUUCAAGGCCUAAAAGGAUUUAAAAAGCUGGAGAACUAUAUCAAAAAUUACUUAGCUGACCAACGGAUGUUAUCUGAGAGUCCAGAAGAUAAGGAAACUCUUGACGUGAAGAUGGAGAUGGCUCGUGAUGUGUUAAAGGAUUAUAAAACAGUAGAACGCAUAAUCGCCGAAAGAUCUAUAUCACCAUCCUCGGAUAACCCUUUUCCAGCUACGGAAUACUUAUGCAAAUUUAAGCGCCUUCCUUAUCAAGAUUGCACUUGGGAAAAAGCUUCAACGAUUCAAAGCGAUUUUAAUUCCGAAAUCGUUUCCUUUAUCGAUCGUAACCGUAGUUCGUUUGUUCCUCACCGGUCCAGGCCGCAUAAAAACCGACCGACAUUUAAGCCUUUAACAAAACAACCAGACUACUUAGUUGGCGGUGAGCUACGAGAUUUUCAAUUAACCGGCUUGAAUUGGCUUGCUCAUCUAUGGUCAAGAAAUGAGAACGGCAUACUCGCUGAUGAAAUGGGCCUUGGAAAAACUAUCCAAACUAUUUCGUUUAUCUCAUAUUUGUAUCAUUCUCUUGAACAAUACGGUCCUUUUUUGGUAGUAGUGCCAUUAUCAACGAUUGGCUCAUGGCAAAGUGAAUUCCAGACCUGGGCGCCUGAUAUUAACGUUAUUAUAUAUAGUGGCCCUUCCCAAAGUCGUGAAGUAAUACGUGAACAUGAAUUUUAUAUUCCAUCUACAACCGGAAGCAAAAGAUUAAAGUUCAAUGUUUUAAUUACUACAUACGAAUUCAUCUUGAAAGAUCGGCAGGAACUCGGCAACAUUAAAUGGCAAUUCCUAGCAGUUGAUGAAGCACAUCGUUUGAAAAACAGCGAAUCACAACUUCAUGAAGUCCUGUUAACAUUUCAUACCACAAAUCGACUCCUAAUAACGGGUACUCCUUUACAGAAUUCUGUCAAAGAAUUGUGUGCAUUGGUAAAUUUUUUGAUGCCUGAAUUCGAAAUUGCUGGCGAUAUUGAUAUUGAUGCUCCUGAUGCCGAACAAGAGGCGAAGAUUCGUGAUCUCCAUAAACGCCUUGAGCCUUAUAUGCUUCGUCGCCUUAAAAAAGAUGUUGAAAAGUCAUUACCUCAAAAGACUGAAAUGAUUUUAAGAGUGGAAAUGUCAUCGCUUCAAAUGCAUUAUUAUAAGAACAUCCUUACAAAGAAUUUCGACGUGCUAAAUGAAGGUAUCACUGGGUCUUCUCAGAUGAGUCUUUUGAAUAUCGCUGUCGAAUUAAAAAAGGCGAGCAACCAUCCAUUUUUAUUUCCGAAUGCUGAACCUUUAACCACCCGUAAGGAAGAUCAAUUACGUGGAUUAAUAACAAAUAGCGGAAAAAUGGUGCUUCUUGACAAAUUAUUAACUAGAUUAAAAGAGUCCAACCACCGUGUUUUAAUAUUUUCGCAGAUGGUUCGUUUAUUGGAUAUUUUAACUGAUUAUCUUAAGUUGAGAGGUUAUCAACAUCAACGUUUAGACGGAAGUGUCCCUUCUGAGGCCCGUAAGAAAGCCAUAGAACAUUUCAACGCCCCGAAUUCACCCGAUUUCGUAUUCUUGUUAUCUACGCGUGCGGGUGGCUUAGGGAUUAACCUUAACACGGCCGAUACAGUGAUCAUAUUUGACUCAGAUUGGAACCCACAAAAUGAUCUUCAAGCUAUGGCACGAGCUCAUCGUAUUGGCCAGAAGAACCACGUCAAUGUAUAUCGUUUUGUAUCGAAAGAUACAAUUGAAGAAAGCAUUCUUGAACGUGCCAAACGCAAGAUGGUGUUAGAAUAUUGUAUUAUCAAACAGAUGGAUACUUCAGGAAAGAGUAUUUUACAAAAUAGUUCUAAGAAUGCAAAGUCUGCAGAUAAUUUCAGCCGGGAAGAAAUAUCUGCAAUUCUGAAAUUUGGUGCUCAGAAUAUAUUCAAAGAAUCCGAAAAUUCAAAGAAACUCGAUGAUCUCGACUUGGAUGAUAUCCUCGCUCGAGCAGAAACUCACGAUACUGUCGGUGACCAAACAAGUAGUAGUUUGGGUGGUGAAGAAUUUCUUAAACAAUUCCAAGUCGCAGAUUUUGGAGGUGGAGAUAUAAGUUGGGAUGAUAUUAUUCCUCAAGAAGAAAGAGAUAAGUUUGCUAAGCUUAAUGCAGAAUCAAAUAUAGCACAAGAACCGGAGAAUAAGAUUGGAUUAAAACGGAAUACGGCUUCUCAGGAUAGUCGGUUAAAGAUCAUCGAUUCCGGCACUUCAGAUGAUGAAAUGGCAAAAAAGAAAAAAUCUCGAAAAAAGAAAAAGUCACAGACCAAAAGUAAGAAGAACAGGGACUCUGAUGGUGAUUCAGAUGUGCGUCCUAAAAAGUCCAAGUCAUCUGGUAAAAAGUUUAUAAAUUCUGACGAUGGUCAUCAUAAGAAGAAAUCAAACGGGGGACGUAAAUAUGAAGAGUCCGACGAUGACAAUUAUAAAUUUCAUGGUGAUCGUUCAAAAUAUGCAGAAUUGGAUGGCGAUAAUGGACAUCGAAAAAAGAAGUCUAGUAGCAGUAAAAAGAAGAAUGCAGAUUCAGACGAAGACAGCCGCUUAAAAAGGAAAUCCAACGGCGGUCGUAAAAAAUAUUCAGAAUCUGAAGAAGAAAGCCCCAAGAGAUUGACUAUUAAAAAGCCAAAGAUUUCGUCCUCGGGUAAAUCACGAGAUUUAUCAACUAAAGAUAUUAGAGCAUUAUAUAAAAGCGUACUGAAAUAUGGGGAUAUUCAUGUGCGCUAUGAUGAUGUUGUUAAUGAUGCUGAUUUGCAAGACAAGAACAAGGAGCAACUAUUUGAAGCUUACAAUUCACUUUAUGCAGCUUGUGAAAAGGCUGUCAGAGAUUAUGAGAUGGCAAAUGACGCAAAUCCAAAUGGACAACAAACUCGCUCAAUUCCAAAUCCUCGUAAUAAAGCAAUUCAGGCCUCUUAUAAUGGAGUUGACAAGCUCAACGCAGGCUUGUUUACUCAACGUAUUGCUGAGUUGCGUGUAUUGGAUAAAAUGAUGAAAGAGUUCUCGAGUCCUGAUAAGUUUAAGAUUUUAUCAUCCACAAAACCUGUUAACAACUGGACUGUAACAUGGAAUCACAAAGAUGAUGAGAUGUUAGUAAUUGGUAUAUAUAAACAUGGUUUUGGUAAUUGGAAAGCUAUCCGUGAAGAUUCUCGGUUGGGUUUAACGGAUAAGCUUAUUGAUGAAGAAGUAGAUCCAUCGCAACGCAAUUCACAAGCGGCCAAAGUCGUGCGUAGAGCUUAUUAUUUAUUGAAAAUGCUACAUGAUUUAGAAGAGGAGGAACAACAACAGAAAGGGCGACGUUCCAAGAUACGUUCUAGUGCCCGUGAUGAUAGCCAUAACGAACAAGUGUCGUCUUCUACAUAUGAUACCUCUAAAAGUAAAAAAGCAUCAAAACGAGUUAUAAGCGAGGAAGACAUAUCGUCAGCACCCGAUGAUAGAUCUUGCAAAGAAUUAUUGCGCCCAGUUAAGGAUAAACUCCAAUGGCUAAAAAAGGAAUCGAGUCAAUACAGUGGCAAAGAGAAGGCGCGACUUAUAAAAGAAUCGCUCAAAGUCAUUGGUGCUAGGAUAGCCGAAAUCAUAUCCACGAAGAAUUCAUCAGAACGGAGUCGGUGGCAAUUCAAUUUAUGGCAGUUCGUGACGUAUUUUUGGCCUAAAGAUAAUAUCGGGCCAGAAAGAUUGAUCGAAAUUUAUCGUAAAUUGGAGGCAGCCGAAGCUUCAGCUGGACAGAUAGCUAGUGUUGGAAGUAGAAAUGGUUGGUCGACGUGGACAAUGGCCAAUUGA
Messenger RNA from Racocetra persica, 4452 nucleotides. The record is from the annotation of a GenBank genome assembly. Lineage: Eukaryota; Fungi; Glomeromycota; Glomeromycetes; Diversisporales; Gigasporaceae.